Molecule: messenger RNA, 1651 nt
Organism: Priapulus caudatus
Lineage: Eukaryota; Metazoa; Priapulida; Priapulimorpha; Priapulimorphida; Priapulidae
Product: allatostatin-A receptor-like
Exons: 2
Coding region: 37-1143 (368 amino acids)
Biological process (GO): neuropeptide signaling pathway
Cellular component (GO): membrane; neuron projection
Molecular function (GO): neuropeptide binding; G protein-coupled receptor activity
Source: RefSeq, a predicted model, not a curated record
UUCUACCCCCUUGAAUGAGCGCGCACUGGUACAAUUAUGGAUGACAUCGCAGCCAUGGAGUACUUAGAUUAUCUGAAUAUGAGCGCUGCGAAUCGCAGUACUGCGCUGCUGCCGAGCGAUAACUGGGCGCCAUUGCACACUAUCGUCGGACCCGUCGCGUGUGCAGCGAUCGCUGUGCUCGGGAUUGUCGGAAACGUACUGGUCAUUCUCAGCGUGCUGCUGAGCCCGUACAUGCGGGGCAAGCACGAGAAUUGGCUAGUGGUCAAUCUGGCGGUGAUCAACCUGUUGUUCGUGUCCGUGUGCGUGCCGCUGUUCGGUGCGCACUGGUCACUGGAGUCGUGGCCGUUCGGACGGGAGAUGUGCCGCUUCUUCAACUACACAGUGCUCCUCAGCUACCUACUAGCCAUCUACACGCUCCUGUUGAUGGCAGUCGAAAGGUAUCUGGUCGCACUAGACCCGACAAAGAGUCGACGUCGCUUCUGUUUGGCCUCGAUGGCUGCCAUCUGGAUUGUGUUCGGAACGUUAACUACGCUGUACGCGCUCAGGCACACGACCGUGUACAGUCGCGCACUGACACCGGGCGGCCAGAGAAAGACCUACUGUCUUCCGCGAGGUCUGAGCCUGAGAAUAUUCUUCGGAUUUAUGUUUGGGAUCGGCUACGUCGUCCCGCUAAUCGUCAUCGCUGCACUCUACGUCGCCAUCUUGUUCCUGAUCAGCAGGAGCGGCCGCAGCGUCACCUGCUACGGCCAGAUGAAGCGAGCCACACUCCCGUUAGCGGCUCUGGUCAUCGCGUUCGGCGUCGCCUGGUUACCAUAUUACGUCAUCAGCUUGGAGUCGCUCUACGGGGAGCUAUGGAUCAGGAGCAGCGUCCACGCAGACUGGAUUCAUCUGCUAGCUACGGUCAGCGCCUACCUGCACGCGUGCGUCAACCCGCUCAUAUACGCGCUCUUCUCGCCUGUCUUCCGUCGCCGAUUUUGGCAGCUGACCCGCUGCCGGCGAGAGGAUGAUGUCAUCUACGGCACGAUGAAGUCAGAGGAGCAGGGCGACAUGGGCGAUGACGACGAUCAGGAAGAAUCCUUGUCAAAGGUUAGCUCGGCGACGGAGAACGUUGCUCUGUCAGAGCAGGUCACGACGAGCAUAUAAUCGUUCGCAUUGCAGCGGUUAUAUACACCACAACUAAAUAAGCGGCAGCCGCGAAAUUGGUCAGUUCGUGGCAUUUACGUACGGCAGUGAUAGCAAUUGGCAGCGUCUACAAACAGAAAUCUGUACAAAUAUUAUAUGCGCACAUACACCCGAGCACCCAUACACAGAUUACACACGCAUAUACCCGCAUUCUAUGUAUAUCCUUAAAAGAUCGUGGACGUACUGCAACGUAUAACAUCUUCAUAUCGUUGUAUAGUUUAUAUGUUCUGUGUGCAUUAGAAAGAACUCUGUAUGUUCCUGCUCUAGCUGUUAUAUAACAAAUUUGUUAAUCUAAAAUAUUUACGUCGCUUUCUCGAUCUAUAUGGACGAUCUGUAUGAACAUAUUAUCAAGAGCGUAUAAAGAAGGCUCCUUCUUUAUACGCUCUUGAUAUUAUAAAUCCACAUCAAUAAAACCGAUAAUUUAAUAAACACGACUUAACUCGUUAUGUUUUUCACGUCACUGCUGAAA